AUGGAGUGGGAAAAUUACAUGAAUGAGGAGUGGCAGGGCCUCAAAUCACUCUCUGAGACUUGCCGGAGACUGCACACCAAUGCGCAACCUAUAUUAUUUCACUCACUACGUCCUCGAAGCGACCAAAAUGCUUUUAUUAGGCUCAUAGCAAGCCGCCCCGACCUGGGAAGUUGGACACGGCAAAUAAGCUUCAGUCCCCUUGUCACACCCUUUGAUGACGAUGAUGCAGAUGAUAAGCAUUUUCAAGAACAGCUGGCGAAUUACAUCUGA
Pochonia chlamydosporia 170 is the source of this 270-nucleotide messenger RNA. Its product is annotated as F-box-like domain-containing protein. The record is from RefSeq and is a predicted model, not a curated record. Bases 1 to 270 code for a protein of 89 amino acids. The transcript has a single exon. Lineage: Eukaryota; Fungi; Ascomycota; Sordariomycetes; Hypocreales; Clavicipitaceae.